This is a messenger RNA of Penicillium odoratum, 1101 nucleotides long. RefSeq lists its product as uncharacterized. The transcript has 7 exons. Lineage: Eukaryota; Fungi; Ascomycota; Eurotiomycetes; Eurotiales; Aspergillaceae. The record is from RefSeq and is a predicted model, not a curated record. The coding region runs from base 1 to 1101 and encodes 366 amino acids.
AUGGAUGAUACGAGCCUUGAGGAUGUUGCACGACAACUGUCCGAUCUCGAAGUGGCUCUCUUCCUGUGUCUCGCCGCCCGUGAACAUUGCCUGAUUGAGACUACGGGCGACUCUGUUCAUGACCUUGGCAAAGAACUUGCGCUGAUUUGCGCUAAUACAUUUAAUCUGUCAUACUCCAUUGUCGACUGUGGCUCCGAGACUUCCAUCGAGGACAUUUACAAUGAGAUCCUCACUGCGAACGCUCGCAAAACCCAGGCCCGCCCAUCAUACUCUCGAGCGAAAACUGAAUCAGUAGGGUCCAGUAUUAUUUCGUCCUACAUUGGUGGGCAUCGGGACGGCAACAAGUCUCCGAUCCCGGGUAUGGUAGCUGACGAACCAAACGUGGUCAACGUUAUCAUUGCCAAAGACUUCAACUUGACGAGCGAAGACUUUCAAGCUCAAGCAUUGCAGUUAAUGCGGACCAAGCAAUUAGUGACAGAAAUCAGCAUCCUCCAUGCACCUGCAGAUUUCUUAUUCGUGCCUGUCGUAGCGCGGGACUCUGCUGAGCUGCAACCACCACUAAAGACACAUCUGCGUGACCAGUUGUUCAUCUCACAUUUCCAUGAGCCUGACGAUGGGUUCCUUUAUCUUGAAGAGAACGAUUGGCUUUCCGACGGCCAACUUUCUGCAUCUUCUGUUAUUCACACCCCAAAGUACACCCAGAAGACAAGUCCAAAGGUCAACUGCAUGGUGAUAGAAAAAUUAUGCGAAGCCAGCAAGUCGGUCACUAUGAACGCUGAAGUGGUUCGUUAUAUCCAGGAUAUUGUUGUGUUCUUGCGUCUCAGUCGCGCAGUUGCUGGUGGGGUAUCUGCAAGGGCGAACAAUCAAUUCGCCCGGCUUGCGCAAUUCCUGACACCACUGCAUGGCAUCGAUUACCUCACACCUUCAAUUGUGGUUUUGGCCGCGAGAAAGGUUUUCCGUCAUCGUAUUGUUGUUGCCUCGCCUGAUGAUGAUCGAAGUCUCCAAUAUGGAAGCGACCUCGUCACCGUGUCUCGUGUACUAGCGGACGUGACACCGGAUUCAAUUCUGGAUGGCGUCCUCGAGUUAGAACCACCGAUAUAA